UGCCGCGCUUGCGGGGGCCCGGGGGUUGAGAGGAAGGGGGAGAUCGCUCCCUGCCAGUGGGAGGGGUCGCAGCCCGCGCUCCCCCUCCCCACCCGCCCGCUCCAGGUUAAAUGCAGCUGCCACUUGGGCUCGCCCUAGCUGUCUGGCAUUCCCCCACUUAGGGCAAGCUGCCCACGCCGCCGCCGUUACCUGGUCCAACUCCCCAGGAGGCUGGGCCCGUCUCUCUGUAGCCGCACCUCUGAGCUGUCCGGCAGGCUCAGGCUGUGACACUUUGGUUCUUCAUCCUUGCAAGCACCAUGAGAGGCCUUUUUUGCUGGCCACUGUCUCUGGUGCUGCUCUCCCUGCAGUCCUGGGAAACCCAGCUCCAGUCUGCAGGUCCUAGGUGCUAUACUGGGCCCCUGGAUUUGGUGUUCAUGAUUGAUAGCUCCCGCAGCGUGCGCCCCUUCGAGUUCGAGACCAUGAGGCAGUUUCUAGUGGGCCUUCUCCGCAGCCUGGACGUGGGUCUGAACACCACGCGCGUGGGCGUGAUCCAGUAUUCUAGCCAAGUGCAAAGCGUCUUUCCCCUGCGCGCCUUCUCACGGCGCGAGGAUAUGGAACGCGCCAUCCGCGCGGUGGUGCCGCUGGCACAGGGCACCAUGACCGGGCUGGCGAUCCAGUACGCCAUGAACGUGGCCUUCAGCGAGGCCGAAGGCGCGCGCCCAUUGGAGGAGCGAGUGCCGCGCGUCUUGGUCAUCGUGACGGACGGGCGACCUCAAGACCGAGUGGCCGAAGUGGCCGCUCAGGCGCGCGCCCGCGGCAUUGAGAUCUACGCGGUAGGGGUGCAGCGAGCCGAUGUGGGAUCUCUGCGUGCCAUGGCUUCGCCGCCGCUGGACCAGCAUGUCUUUUUGGUGGAGUCCUUCGAUCUCAUUCAGGAGUUUGGCUUGCAGUUCCAGGGCCGGCUGUGCGGGAAGGAUCUGUGUGCUGAGUUGAGACAUGGCUGCCAACAUCUGUGUGUCAACGCCCCAGGAACAUUCUACUGCGCCUGCAGCUCUGGUUACAAGCUAGCACCAGAUAACAAGAAUUGUUUGGCCAUGGAUCUCUGUGCUGAAGGAACUCAUGGUUGUGAACACCUCUGUGUCAACUCCCUGGACUCUUAUUUCUGCCGUUGUCGAGCUGGCUUUGCACUCCAGCAGGACCAGAGGAGCUGCAGGGCCAUUGACUACUGCAGCUUUGGAAACCAUAGCUGUCAGCACGAGUGUGUGAGCACUUCGGUGGGGCCACAGUGUCGCUGCAGAGAGGGCUAUGACCUGCUGCCUGAUGGGAGAAGCUGUCGGGUCAGGGACUUCUGCAAUGGUGUGGACCAUGGCUGUGAGUUCCAGUGUGUGAGCGAGGGUCUUUCCUUUCACUGUCUGUGCCCUGAGGGGAGGCGACUUCAGGCUGAUGGCAGAAGCUGUGACCCAGGGUGCCGUGAGGGCCACGUGGAUCUUGUUCUCCUGGUGGAUGGCUCCAAGAGUGUGCGCCCACAGAACUUCGAGCUGGUGAAGCGCUUCGUGAACCAGAUUGUGGAUUUCCUCGACGUGUCCCCCGAGGGCACACGUGUUGGGUUGGUGCAGUUCUCCAGCCGGGUGCGCACCGAGUUCCCUCUGGGCCGCUAUGGCACCGCAGCUGAGGUGAAGCAGGCAGUUUUGGCCGUGGAGUACAUGGAGCGUGGCACCAUGACAGGGCUGGCGCUGCGUCACAUGGUGGAGCACAGCUUCUCAGAGGCGCAGGGAGCGCGUCCUCGCGUCCUCAACGUGCCUCGUGUGGGCCUGGUGUUCACUGAUGGCCGCUCUCAGGACGACAUUUCAGUGUGGGCAGCUCGCGCCAAAGAGGAAGGCAUCGUCAUGUAUGCCGUGGGCGUGGGCAAGGCUGUGGAGGAAGAGCUGCGGGAGAUUGCAUCCGAACCGCCGGAGCUGCACGUGUCUUACUCUCCGGACUUCAGCACCAUGACGCACCUGCUGGAGAAUCUCAAAGGCAGCAUUUGCCCAGAGGAGGGCAUCAGCGCCGGGACAGAGCUCCGGAGUCCCUGCGAAUGCGAAAGCCUGGUGGAGUUCCAGGGACGCACGCUUGGGGCGCUCGAGAGCCUGACACAGAACCUGGCCCGGUUGACAGAGCGCCUGGAGGAGCUGGAGAACCAGCUGGCUAACCAGAAGUGAGGGCCGCAUGCUGUCCCAGCAGCCACGCGAGGCAGAGUCCGAGCCCCACAACCUGGACCGUCCGGGAGGGGGCGCUGGCGGGCCCCAAGCGCAGACUUUGAGCUGGCCUCACCUGGACCAGGAGCCAGAUUUAGGGGAUGGGGACGAGGGGAUGGGGAGGUGCUGGUGGGGAAGGACUGCUACACUCGGCGCGAGUUUUGUUGGAUUUCUUUUUGUUUUCCUUUUCUUAAAAAAAAAAAAAAUCGGUUUUCACAGGGUCGGUUUGUGGCUACUGCUAUCCUGCCAGAGG
Molecule: messenger RNA, 2463 nt
Organism: Arvicanthis niloticus (Nile rat)
Lineage: Eukaryota; Metazoa; Chordata; Mammalia; Rodentia; Muridae
Source: RefSeq, a predicted model, not a curated record